UCCUCAAUCGUUCCAAACCCUCCCUGAAGGAAUUGCGCCCUCUUAUGCGGCGUUGCCAAGUUCCUUGUUCGGUAACACAGGAGACCGGUGUGUUUGUUUCCGUCGGAUAUCGUGACGUCAGUCGAGUGAUCAUUGACCAAGUGACCCCGUGAUUCUACUCGGCUCUUAUCGCCUCUCGAAUCUCACCCGCUCUCUGCCAGACAGCACGCGGCAGCUAGCUCCGCACUGUCUCGCCCCAUAAAAAAAAACUCAUCAACAUCGAACGGAUUCGAUAAUCGUUUUUCCGGCUCCAGUCUCGUUUUCCGCCGCCUCGUGUCGCAAGGGCUCGCGUUCCGCGCUUACGUUUCUUCGAGAGGGUUUUCGACCCUUCGUCUUACGGGACACUGACCCUAGAGCGUCUAUCGAAAUUUUCGGAAUUUCGGUGUCUUCGCAAGCCCUCAGUUGAUUCUGUGGCAAUUUUUAUCAAGAGCUAACGAUUCCUGAGUGAGUUACGGUUUUCUUAAGUGCUUUACGGAAAGUUGAUCGAAUUUAUAAACGUAGGUGACCUUAAAGUGACCGCGAAGUUCCCAGUUUUUUUGAAAGCACAGUGUUCAAUGGGGCAAUGAAAUCUAAGACAAUUUUGGACUAUUAGUGGAGUUUAGUGUCUUGUUUGCUAUCGAUCCCUUGGAGUUGGAAAAUCGGACCCUCUGUGUUUGUUGCACUUGCUUGGCUGAAAAUUACGUAAAAUUAAACACCGGUAAAAAAAAAUUCGAUCAAAUCUAAAAAGCAUAACUCUAAAAUUUUAAUAAUGCAUAGAGUGACGCGAGCACCUUUGCGACCCAGAACCGAUACAAGAUUGUGCCUUUCACCCAAGAAUCUCUUUAGCACUGUUGCCGUGUCUUUUUGUGCCGUAUUUUUUGCCCUCGUUUUUUGCGCGUCAAGUGUGAAUGCCGCAGGAAAAAUCGGCCCUCAAACAAUGAACUGCACGGAUGGCUUCAAUCGCUCGAAAAAUGCGUGCGGGGAGGAGUACGAAUGCAACCACCGCCUCUCCUCGGACGUGGUGCCGAGCUCGUACCACAUCCUACUCCACCCCAACCUGGCCGAGGGCACGUUCACCGGGAGGGUGACGAUCGAGCUGGAGACACUCCAGCCGCGCAAGAACCUCUUCCUCCACUCCAAGGGCCUGGCCGUCAACCGGACGGAGAUCGCCCCGCGGCUCCAGGCCUCCCUCGGCUCCGGGCAGGGUCAACCCCUGGGCAUCGCCCGGACGUUCGAGUAUCCCAAGAACGAGUUCUGGGUCAUCAAGCCCACCGCCGAGAUUCCGGCCGGGAAGUAUGCCCUCACCCUCGAGUUCAGCGGAAAGCUCACCGGCAAGAUCAUCGGAUUCUACCGCAGUGUCUAUACAGACAAGGCAACCGGCAAGGAAGUCCCAAUUGCAACCUCCAAAUUUGAGCCAACCUUUGCUCGCCAAGCAUUUCCAUGUAUGGAUGAACCUGCGUUCAAGGCAAAAUUCUCAAUUCAGCUCGUCAGACCCUCAGAUAAGAACUACAUUGCUCUAUCGAACAUGAAUCAAGUGGGAAUAGAAGAAGAUAAACCAUCUGCAGGCCUAACGACAGUUACCUUUGCAGAAAGUGUGCCAAUGUCAACUUACCUAGCCUGUUUCAUCGUUUGCGACUUCAAGCGUUUUCCAGCAGACAACACUUCCAUCUCUGCUCCAAAAGCCUCAGUGCCUAUCAAUGCAUAUGCUCGACCGGGUCAAGAGAUGUUCAUGAAGUAUGCACAUUUUGUCGGGGUCAAUGUUAUAGAUUUUUACGUGAAAUAUUUCAACAUUGAUUAUCCUUUACCGAAACUUGAUAUCAUUGGAAUCCCUGAUUUUGUCAGUGGAGCUAUGGAACAUUGGGGAUUGGUAACGUUCCGUGAGACGAGUGUGUUGUACACUCCAAAUGAGAGUUCACUAUCUAAUAAAAAGAGGAUCUCAUUGACAGUUGCUCAUGAGCUAGCUCAUAUGUGGUUCGGGAAUCUAGUCACAAUGAAAUGGUGGAAUGAUCUGUGGUUGAAUGAAGGAUUUGCAUCAUACAUAGAAUACAAGGGUGUAAAUUCUGUUCAUCCAGACUGGGAUAUUGACACUCAAUUUUUACAUGAAGAGCUUUUCGGGGUGCUAACUUUGGACUGUCAACUCAGCUCUCAUCCCAUUGUUCAGAAUGUUAACCAUCCUGAUCAGAUAACAGAAAUAUUCGAUUUUAUUUCGUAUUCAAAGGGCUCCUCUGUCAUAAGAAUGCUAGAAGCUUUCAUGGGUGAGCAACCAUUUCAACAAGGAGUGGUCUCUUACCUGACCAGCAACAAAUACGGUAAUGCAGAAACCAAGGACUUGUGGGACCAUUUACAGAAGUUUGCUGGUGAUGUCAAAGUUGCUGAUGUGAUGGGUACUUGGACAAAACAGAUGGGAUAUCCUGUUGUCAAUGUUAAACGAAGUGGCAACAAACUUACCUUGAGCCAAAAAAGAUUUCUGCCAGACAAGUCAGAGUCCACCACCGAAAUGGCUAAAAACAUGAAAUUAGCAGAUAGUAAAUGGGAUGUACCAAUAAUGUAUUACACCUCUGCUGAUCCUAAAGUAAAACUAGCGUGGCUUCCGAACAACCAAGAUUCCACAACAAUUGAUGUGGAACCUGGCACUAGUUGGGUAAAAAUCAACUACAGAAAUUAUGGUUACUACCGAGUCAAUUACGAUGCCGAUGCGUGGAGUCUUUUCAGUUCUACCCUUGAUAGUAACCCUCAUAUUUUUAAUGCUGCAGACCGAGCUAGUCUCUUGAAUGAUGCUUUCAGCUUGGCAAAAGCAAGCCACCUCUCUUAUUCUGUCCCGUUGAACCUGUGCAAAUAUAUAAAGUCUGAAAACCACUCUGUGCCUAUCGCCGUAGUCUUAGAUAAAUUUAAGGACAUCAAAGAGCUCUUGCGCGACACCCCUAUUUAUGAUGAAUUUUUAGCUUUUGGGAGGAAAAAUAUCGUUCUUCCUGAUGAUGUAUGGAAUUUCACUGAAGACACAAGCUUUUUAGAAGGGGAAUUCAAAAGCACUCUGUUGAAUCUUGCUUGUUUGCUUGAAAUUCCGGAGUGCACAAGCCAGGCUAGCAAAAUUUUCCUGUCGUGGCUGACCAAUAAUGGCCCUAAACCGUAUCCGGACCUUCGUUCUCUCGUUUAUAAUACAGGAAUGAGGGCGAACUCUACAGAAGAAGUGUGGUCAAAACUCUGGGAAAAAUAUCUCGCUGAAACCACACCGUCUGAAAAGCUGAAACUGAUGGUCGCCUUGACUACCCCUCGAAACAAGCAGAUCCUGGAAACAUUGAUUCAGAAUAUAAAGAAUGAAUCCUAUAUUCGGUCACAGGACUACUUCAUUGUUCUUAACCUGAUCGGCAAAAACCCUGUAGGGACUGAACUUGUGUGGGAUUUCAUGCGCAGUGAGUGGCAAUACCUUGUUGACCGUUUCACGCUCAAUGAUCGGGCCUUCGGACGUCUGAUUCCUAAUGUAUGCUCAUCCUUCACAACAAAAGAGAGGCUCCAGGAGAUGAAAGAAUUCUUUGCAGGAUAUCCAGAGGCAGGAGCUGGAGCUGCCGGUAGAGCGCGAGCUCUGGAAACAGUCAAUAACAAUAUCGAAUGGUUGGCAACACACUAUAAGUCGAUUGAAAAUUUCUUAAAGCAGAAGAAGUAAAAAAAUCUAUCUUAAAAUGAAAUAGGGCUUCCAGUCAUAUGUUUGAUAACCAUUUGCUUUUGGGAAAUCUUCCCUUGCAAGAUGAUUACUAUCACUUGAAACAAGCUUUAGUGCGAUCUUGAAGAUACAUGUUUAUAAAUGAUUUUUCUCUUGCGGCCUGUUAAUGAAUAAGAUUGGAAAUAAAAGUGCAAAGCCAGGUUGAAGGCACCAUGUUACACUUCAGAGUAUAAUAAAAACAAGAGACGAUGUGGGAGAACGAGGUGGAUAAAUAAUAUUUGCAACACUAGAUUCACAAGAUGAAGAUCACUAAUUUUCACUUAAUCACUGAAAUAAGUGAUACUUAGUUUCCAAAAUACAUAUUAUUAAUAGAUUAAUUAUCAUUGAAUAUGUUUCUAUUAUAGUAAUUAUUUCAAUAGUGAUUUUUAUUAAGGCAAUAAGUUUAGAAAAUCAUAACUUGCUAUAUUUUAUAAUUUUACUAAUUACAGAAAAAGUACUUGGUCUGUCUAUUUUGAUUAGUAUAAUUCGAACCCAUGGAAAUGAUUUUAUAAAAUAUUCGACGGUACUAUAAAAAUAAAUAAAUAUUUUGAGACGCAAGGAUGUACUCUGUUUACGAAAGAGUUCGGAAUUCAACAUUUGGACUCUCAUUUCAAAACUUCAGAAAUUUCCUGAUGCUAACAAAUGUAUUCUGUUAUUUUUCUCUCAUACUUUCUUUCCACCCUUUUCCAUUUCAUUGUUUUAAAGAAUUGCUAAUGUGUAGAGAAGUAAUUUAUGGUCCUAAGAAAUUUGAAAUCUCUGAAAAUCCAUGAUCAGCCGAGAAUUUAAUGUUUAAAGAAUGAUCAAAAAAACUUUCAAUUUUUUUUGUCGCUUUUUAUGAUUGUGAAAAGUGAAGAAACUGUCAAUUAUAUAGCCUUGCAUUUUUUCACGGGUAACUGUAAUUUUGGUUUGUCAGUAUGAUUUAAAAGAGGCAUAAGAAAGCUGUUACUUAAAGAUGAUCUUUUCUCCAUGAUUUCAUUCAUUUCCAGUUUUUACAAAGCUGAAAGUACUCUGCACCUUGAGGUCUCAGGGAUAUGCUUUUUUUUUAGCAUGCAUUCAAUGUGCUGUGAUAUAAAUUUUAAAUUUUCUAUCUGUGUAAAUUUCUUCUUGCUUUUUCAAUCAUGAGCUUGCAUCUUGUACCAUCGACCUAUGAUAAAUUUCCUCUUGAAUCAUUUACAUGAGCACUAAUAAUAUCUGUUAGAAGCAGUCAGUUAGUAUCAGGGAACGUUCAUCUUACUAUCAUUGUCCUUCUCCAACUGUUUUCCCUGCAAAACUACCACCCUGAUGGAAGUUCAGAAUCCUGUCAAACAUAGAAAUUCUUAAUUUAAUUAGUUUUACUCAAUUUUUAAAGGCAAUUUCAACUGUAAUUCAUUUCUUUACUCUCUGCAGCCUGAUAGUUGAAACUUUGACUGGCUUUGUCUGCAAGAUAAGACAAGAUAUAACCCUACCUGCGCCAAGUAAUACAUCAAUUUUCGAUUCUUGUCGUGCCAACCCUAAUUUCAACAAUCAGGCUGCUGGUAGUCUACAAUUCUCUAGUUCUUAAUAUCGGUCUUUAAAGCUAAUGGAGUCUUUGAGUAUGAUACUACAACUGAUUUUAAUCUUAAGUUUUUAUUUAAUUUUUUUAA
This is a messenger RNA of Bemisia tabaci, 5337 nucleotides long. The record is from RefSeq and is a predicted model, not a curated record. NCBI's taxonomy places the organism in Eukaryota, Metazoa, Arthropoda, Insecta, Hemiptera, Aleyrodidae.